AUGUCAGACACAAAUAACAGCACAACCGUGAUGACGGAGGUAUCAGCCUUGGUAAGAGGUUGGGAGGAUGAGCAUGGUCAACAUAAUUAUGACCCCGUUCCAACCCUUACGAGGUUGGCCGAAAUAAUAGAAGUGGAGACUGAUAAUUAUAUGAAACUUGACCCUGAUCCGUUUGACGAAAGACACCCCUCCAGAACUGACCCUGACUGCAAGUUGGGUCAGAUUUUAAAAGCUCUUUUUAGAAAAGAUAAUUUUAUGAAUAAACUGGUUAAUGACUAUUUAAGAGAUACUUAUUACGCUAGAUUAGGUAUUCAAGGCAGAAAUAUAGACCAUUUGAACAUAGCAGCAUGUCGUUUAAUGCUGGAUAUAAUGCCUGGAUUGGAGACUUCUGUAGUUUUUCAGCCUGAAAUGGAUUCCUUAAUCCACAGAUUAAUAAAAUGGGCCACAGAUUCUAUAGAACCUUUGCAGAGUUAUGCUACUGGAUUAUUGGCAGCUGCAAUGGAAAUAUCUGAUAUUGCCACAAGAUUUAGAGAACAAAACGGCCAAUUAGUGCCCCUAAUGCUUCAAAGAUUGAGACGACUGAGAUCCUCAUCGGAAUUUGUAAACAACGGCCCUGGUAACAGUAACAGCAGACCUUUUGCUCAUUUGUCGGCUUUGAAAUCGCCGCCUUACAGAAGUGAGUUGUUUAGUCCUACAUCAUCGCAUGGUUCGAAAAGGCCGAGGGAAAACGGGAUUUUGUCGCCGCCAGGCCCGGGCGUGUCUUCGAUGUCGAAACCUUGCGAACCGCCGCCGUUGAACACUUCGUCCGAGUCGUCGGAAUGUUCGCGACGAAAAAAAAUGCGCCUCACCGAAGACGCCGCGGUUACGUUUAGCGAUUCCAGCCCGCAAAAAGGCAUUUUUUCGGAAACCAGCAACUCGUCGUGGGCCGAACUGGAGAGCUUCAUGAUCGGAACCGUGCAGAUGUUUCCUCCGACGAUUGUGACCAGGCAAAUUUUAAUUUUAAGGUAUCUGACCCCCAUGGGAGAGUAUCAGGAGUUUUUGAGCAGAGUGUUCGAGAACAACGCGUUGGAGUUGAUUUUGUCUUAUGUCAAUGUGAGGCAGACCAAGGAGGCCAGAUUGGCGUUUGAGGCUUUAAAAUAUUUGGCUUCUUUGUUGUGCCAUAAAAAAUUCUCCACGGAUUUUGUGCAAUUUAACGGACUGGAAGCGUUAUUGGAAGUCCCCCGACCUUCAAUAGCUGCAACAGGGGUCUCAAUAUGCUUGUACUACUUGGGUUACUCUGAAGAAGCAAUGGAGAGAGUUUGUCUUUUACCGAAAUAUAUUGUCAGUAACUUAGUCAAAUAUGCCUUGUGGCUUUUGGAGUGCUCUCAUGAUUCUGGGAGAUGUCACACAAUAAUGUUCUUUGGUUUAACUUUUCAAUUUAAAGUUAUUUUGGACGAAUUUGAUGCCCAAGAUGGUCUAAGAAAGCUGCACAAUGUGAUUGCGACGUUGCCGAUAAUGCUCCCGGACGCCGACACCGGGCAACUGAACGAAGAUCAAGAGUGCGCCGCGCGCCAGAUGGUGCGUCACGUGUGCGUCGCCUACCGGCGCUACUUCGAGGCGCAUCUAGUGGCCAAGGUGGAGCUGAUCCGUCGCGGCCAACUGCGACCGGCCGAACGCAGCACCCCCUCCCUCCUGCCCGCCCAGCCGGGCUACAAGGCCUGCAAAUCUUCCCCCGAGGAGAUCCAGCAGCAAAUCGAGACCUUGUUGAACAGCAUGCCGUUCAAGAGCCAUUGGGCGCCGGUCGAUCAGUUCUUGAAACUGGGAGGGAUUACUUUGUUGCUCAAAGUAAUCGCGUUUGCCUACGAAUGGAACUAUGGCGGUAGAGCCGAAACGGUCAGGUCUGCUUUGGACGUUUUAGCCAUUGCUUGCGUCAUGCCCAAGGUUCAGCUCCUGUUUUGCGAAAGAGUGGACUUGCCAGAAGAAACUAUUACAGUUGGUAUCAACAUAAUUUUGGGAGCAGCAGAGGGCGAAAUAGUUGCGGACGCUGAGGUGCACAAAGCUGCCCUUAGAGUUAUCUGUAACUGCGUCUGCGGGCCUAUUAAUAGGGUCGGUACUUCAGUAAGUAGAUUCUCCUUGAACGCUACAAACUCGCCAAAUAAAAAAACCAAGUACAAAAACUCCGAGGAUCUCAUUCAGAAAGUAUGGGAUUGUGUUAGAUCAAAUAGUGGGAUAAUGGUUUUAAUGCAGUUAAUGAACGUUAAAACGCCUAUAACAGACGCUGACUGCAUAAGAACAUUGGCUUGCAAAGCUUUAGCCGGUUUGGCAAGAUCCAAUACAGUUAGGCAGAUUGUUUCAAAGUUACCAUUAUUUACCACUGGUCAGUUGCAAAAUUUAAUGCGGGAUCCAAUUUUGCAAGAAAAGCGCCAGGAACACGUAGCAUUCCAAAAAUACGCUCUAGAACUACUGGAACUACUUUCAGGAAAAACUAAGCAUAACACAAAUGAUCUUGAAGUAUCUCUAGUCAAUAUACACAGGGCGAAUGUAGUGGCCCAAACAAAAAUCCAAUUCAUGGACAAACAGUUGUUGCAACUGAUCCAUCAGCAUUUAGUGGCCAAAGGUUACGGCGAUACCGCUUCGACUUUAGUGAAAGAAGCCAACCUAAGCCAAUCAGUGAUAGCGUCAAGUUCCCACCACCCAACUAGAUUUAGAUACUCUUCCACGUUAACACCAACACGUAGCCGCCUGUCAUUUUCAUCUCCUUGCCCCAAAAGUGGUUCCUCCGUUAGCAACGCUAGCGGUAGUUCGGGAGAAAGUAUUCCUACAGUUAACGGCACCACCUCAAACUCUUCUGCGAUCAAAAUAAUUAAAAAAUCCCAAACUCAUACGCUCCCUUCGACGCCGGUGCAAAACUCGCGCCUCCAAAAACAAAUCAGCAGCGAGCCGCACCGAUUGGCCAUGCUGCCCAUGUUGGAUGACGUCACCCACCCGGAAACCACCCGACCGGUGACGUUGGACUCGAUCAUCACCGAAUACCUGGCCAAUCAGCACUCGCUAUGCAAGAAUCCCAUGGCGACGUGUCCACCCUUCAACCUGUUUGUACCUCACAAAUGCCCGGACCCGAAGCCGCGCAUUAUGACCGCCAACAACUUCGCGCUGCGAUGCGGCCGGCGCGCGAUCGGCUACCAAUCGAAGACGAUGGACCGUCGCUUCGUGCACUCGCGCUUCUGUCCGGUGCAGACGAUCCGUUCGAACACCGAGGAGGGCUUCUUCACGUGCGUGCGCUUCAUGCCCGGCGACCGCAGCCUGGUCGUGAGCGGCUACAACGGCGACAUCCACAUCUACAACAGGCACACCGGCGCCGAGGAGCACAGCUUCACCGCGCACGACAACUACGUCGUGCAUCUGGAGCCCAGCAGGACUGGGGAGCUGCUUCUGACAAGCACCACGUGGGGCAGGCCCGUGUCCGCCUUGUGGGGCAUGAAGGAAUACGACAUGAAAAUACCUUUUAACGAAGAAGAACACGUCGAAUUUAGCAAAGUAAAACAAGACAGAAUAAUCGGUACCAAAAAUGAAACUGCCAAUAUUUACGAUGUAAAAACAAAUCAAAGACUAAUGAAACUGGUGCCGACGGUGAGCAACCAGUACACCAAAAACAAAGCGACCUUCAGCCCGAACGACGAGCUGGUUCUGUCCGACGGAGUUCUGUUCGACAUGAACUCCGGCAAACAAAUUCACAAGUUGGACAAGUUGAACCAGACGCAGAGCGGCGUUUUCCACCCGAACGGUCUCGAGAUCGUGUCCAACACCGAAAUCUGGGACAUGAGGACGUUCCACCUCCUCAAAACCGUGCCGAGCUUGAACCAGUGCUCGGUGAUGUUCUCGCCGGUGAACAGCGCCAUCUACGCGAUCUCGAUGGAGCAGGAACUGAACGACGGCGACUCCAAGUUCGAUUCCAGCUUCAAAACCGUCGACAGCAUCGAUUACACGAGCAUAGCCACCAUCGACGUGAAAAGAAACAUUUACGAUUUAGCCGUGAACCGGUUCGACACUCAGAUCGCCAUCGUCGAAAACCAGGGGAUGUACCAGGGUGUUCAGGAAUCGGUGGUGAGGAUUUACGAUGUCGGUAGGAGGAGGGAUGCUGAGGAUGAACAGGAAGAAGAAGAGGAGGAGGAAGAAGACCUCGACGGUAGCGAUGGAUCCGAUGGUUCGGAUAAUGAUGGUGAUAUUUUGGAUUUGCGUGUAGGCGAUAACAACGACAACGACAAUAAUGGCAGUGACGAUAGUGACGAUGACAUCAGCUCGGGAUCAGGAGACGACAGUUGGGCCGAUUUGUCCAGUGGUAGCGAUCAGUCGUUAAUCGACGAUCUUUUAUUUGAUUUUUAA
Messenger RNA from Brassicogethes aeneus, 4362 nucleotides. Lineage: Eukaryota; Metazoa; Arthropoda; Insecta; Coleoptera; Nitidulidae. The record is from the annotation of a GenBank genome assembly.